AUGUCUUUCCAAAACGUCGUUUCUCAACAAGCCGUACCUGAAAAUGCUACCAAGAAUCAUAGCAAACGCGAUUCCGGUUUCGCCGAAUUCUUUGAAUCCGUUAUUGAUCUUUGUGCGAACAAAUUUUAUCAAGAAGAAACUUGCAGCAAUGAAUCUGGAAACAUUCCAUAUUAUAACUAUCUUGGAAAUACGCUCAUCUCUAAAAGAAUUAUCCACAAAAACCAACCAGAAGAUCAGAUUAUUAGCCCUCUCGAAGAAAGUUUUAAACCAGUCUCACAAGCAUCCGAAAUCAAUAUUUUUAAGAAAGAACAAGGAAUUUUUCUUUAUUGGCAUACUUGGACCACUGAUAAGAGCAGACGAUUAAGUCAAAGAAAAAAGUUAAAGCAAGUAAAGCAAAACGAACAGAAAGUAGUUAAAAAAGAGAACUUUAUAAUGCAGAUUGUUGUGCGACACGAAGAUCGAAUUUUGAAGACUAGAGAAUCAAUUCAAUUGAUUCAAAAGAAAUUAGAUGAAUUUCGAGAAGAGUCAAAGAAGAACGCCGAACAAAUAGAGAGCUUAAUGGGUCGAAUUAAAUUGUAA
Messenger RNA from Ambispora leptoticha, 579 nucleotides. NCBI's taxonomy places the organism in Eukaryota, Fungi, Glomeromycota, Glomeromycetes, Archaeosporales, Ambisporaceae. The record is from the annotation of a GenBank genome assembly.